CCCCCCCCUCCCCACCCCUCGCUCGGGAUGGGGUGUGCGAUCUCAGGACCGGGGCAAUACCCGGCAAGCGGGAGAGAGGACGUUGUCGCGGUGGCCAGUCUGUCCCUGAGCGACAGGCAGACGCAGCUGGUGAAGGAGACGUGGAGGCUGGUGCAGGAGGACAUCGCCAAGGUGGGCAUCAUCAUGUUCGUCAGACUGUUCGAGACACACCCCGAGUGCAAGGACGCCUUCUUCCUGUUCCGAGACAUCGAUGACCUUCAGCAGCUGAGGAAGAGCAAAGGGCUGCGAGCUCACGGUCUGAGAGUGAUGUCGUUCAUUGAGAAGACAGUGGCCAGGCUGGACCAGGAGGACCGGCUCCAGCAGCUCGCGUUAGAACUCGGAAAGAGUCACUUCCGCUACAGUGCAGCACCCAAGUACUACCCGUAUGUCGGGAAUGAAUUUAUUUGUGCAGUGCAGCCCAUCCUGAAGGAGAAGUGGACCGCGGAGGUUGAAGAAGCAUGGAAGGGCCUCUUUCACUAUCUAACCAGUGUGAUGAAAAAAGGCUACCAGGAUGAGGAGAGGGGCAGCUGCCCCAGGGAGAAGCCAAAGCAUGGCCCCAACUCUGUGUAACUCAACCAGGACCCAACGCCUUCCCUCUGUAUGUCUGGACAGUCCCAAUCAAGGAACUGUGCAUCCUCUAUGUCUAGACAGGUACAAUAAACUCAUGCACUCUCCGGGCUGGAGUUUUUUGCCUCUGUACAACUGAAUUGGCAUCACUGCAGCAAGUGACCACACACUGAAUCUCACUCAUAACCGGGGUAUUAGGGGUGAGAUGCCCGGUACCUCCAGUCCACAGCCCC
Molecule: messenger RNA, 839 nt
Organism: Callorhinchus milii (elephant shark)
Lineage: Eukaryota; Metazoa; Chordata; Chondrichthyes; Chimaeriformes; Callorhinchidae
Gene: xgb
Product: x globin
Exons: 5
Coding region: 28-609 (193 amino acids)
Molecular function (GO): heme binding; oxygen binding
Source: RefSeq, a predicted model, not a curated record